This is a messenger RNA of Hermetia illucens (black soldier fly), 1961 nucleotides long. RefSeq names its product homeobox protein goosecoid (gene Gsc). Lineage: Eukaryota; Metazoa; Arthropoda; Insecta; Diptera; Stratiomyidae. Gene Ontology annotation, biological process: regulation of transcription by RNA polymerase II. The record is from RefSeq and is a predicted model, not a curated record. Gene Ontology annotation, molecular function: DNA-binding transcription factor activity, RNA polymerase II-specific; RNA polymerase II transcription regulatory region sequence-specific DNA binding. The coding region runs from base 538 to 1557 and encodes 339 amino acids. The transcript is spliced from 3 exons.
UCAAGAUAGUCAGGACAAGCGAGCGCUCAAUCGUAUCAUACGCUGGAUUCCCUGAUAACGGUAAUAAGGAAUCGCAUUCUUUACAAGCGGAUCUUAAUCGAAUUAAGUAAUUAAUUGGCCAUUGGUUUGUGGAUAGUGUUUCGGGUGGAAAGUGCUUUUCGAAUGUUUACGGUCGAGUGUUUAGCGCUUCCAAUCGAUUUGAAUCUUGAAAUUUUGUGCAACCUAUGAAAAGGAUUUCAUACGAGGACAAGGAUUUAUUGGUUCAGAAGUGGAAAACAUGUAUCCUUCGGUGUUAAUGUGUUAAAUUUGGAGCUUCGUGGUUUACUUGGCUAUUAGGAAGCUGGUGUGUUGAAACUUUCUCGGUACAUUAUUCUAAUAGCAGACAUACUGAAUUCACUGUGGCCUCUAAAAUCGCUCGGUUUGGCUACGAAGCCUGAAACCGUAGUGUAUCUAAACCGUCGCGGGUUGACUGUCACGCCGGAAGACAGCCCCGCAACCACUCUGACACCGUCCCCUCCGCCACCUUCGGUGUCAUCAAUGGUUGAAACAAGCUCUCCAGUUUUGGGGUCACGUUCUAGCCCUAAUCUCCAUCAAAGCAAUAGUCUAGCGAAUAACAACAAUCACAACAUUAACAGCAUCAGCCACAAUAACAAUAAUCUCAGCCCUGCCGUCUCUCCCAACUAUCUCACGACCGCCAUGCUACUCAAUAGUCAAAGCUGUGGAUAUCUGGGGCAACGUCUUCAACAUGCCUUUCAACAGCAACAACACCAGCUCCAUCAGCAUCAACAACAAUUGGAUGAAGCUAGAUCUGAGACAGAGCUACAGCCGCGAUCUACAACAUCUGCAACGACGCCUACUUCUUUGUUCACAAUCGAUAGCAUCUUGGCACCGAAACCGAAUCAAGCACGACGCUCGGAAAGUCCUGUGUCACCUAGUGGGAGUGCAACUACUAGUCCUGUGAGACCACAACGUGUUCCGGCUAUGUUACAUCAUCCUGGAUUGCAUUUAGGUCAUCUAGCAGCCGCUGCCGCUUCAGGAUUUGCUGCACCGUCGGAUUUUUUAGUUGCCUAUCCAAAUUUCUAUCCAAACUACAUGCAUGCCGCGGCCGUGGCUCAUGUUGCAGCUGCACAAAUGCAAGCGCAUGUUAGUGGUCACGGUGGUUUGGGACAUCAUCAUCAUCAUCAUGGCAGUCACCUUGGUCAUGGACCUCCACCAAAACGAAAACGACGACAUCGAACGAUAUUCACGGAAGAACAAUUAGAACAAUUAGAAGCAACAUUCGAUAAGACACAUUAUCCUGACGUAGUACUACGUGAACAAUUAGCCCUUAAAGUAGACCUUAAAGAGGAACGUGUUGAGGUUUGGUUUAAGAAUCGUCGGGCUAAGUGGCGCAAGCAAAAACGGGAAGAGCAGGAACGAUUACGGAAGCUUCAAGAGGAACAUUCUGGCAAUAUUAAAUGUAGCAACGACGAGUACUCAGCUUCCUUGCAGUCGAUAAAGGCCGAGUCGAAUGGCUACAGUGAUGCUGAAGACUCCUCAGAUUUGGAGGUGGCAUAAAACUACCACUUCCCUAAUUUUCUGUAAAUAUAUUUCAAAAUACUUUACUGGAACAUAAAGAUUUAUCGAGGCAGAGAAAAAAAAAAACAAUCAUUAAGUGGAGAGUCCUUUUGCAAGCCCAUGACCCCAAAAACACGACGGUUAGUCAUUUAUGGAAAUAUCCUUAAAUUUGAGCACAGUGAAAUGUUAUGAAUUUAAUCCAUGUAUGUGAUGUAAUUAGUAUUUAUGAUUUGAAAAUAGGCAGAUAGCGAUGCUUGUAAUGCACGAAUUAAACCUUUGUAAAUAUUAAUAUUUAAAGUCAACUCAGAACACACUUGUAGUAAUCGAGAUAUGUACAAUUUAGUUUUAAAUUUAAGUUAGAUUAAUUGAAAGUAGAUGUAAGCCUUGUAAAAUAAUCUCAGUGU